Molecule: messenger RNA, 3545 nt
Organism: Populus nigra (black poplar)
Lineage: Eukaryota; Viridiplantae; Streptophyta; Magnoliopsida; Malpighiales; Salicaceae
Product: probable LRR receptor-like serine/threonine-protein kinase At3g47570
Exons: 3
Coding region: 45-3404 (1119 amino acids)
Biological process (GO): protein phosphorylation
Molecular function (GO): ATP binding; protein binding; protein kinase activity
Source: RefSeq, a predicted model, not a curated record
ACAAACAACUCUCAUUUCUGAAGUUACGAUACCCUCUCACCGCAAUGCGGAACGGUUGCUUCCUGAUCCCUUUCACAGUGAUACUAUGGAGCAGUUUUGUUGUGACCUUGGUGGCUGAUAGAGUAACCAGCAUUACCACUGAUCAAGAUGCUCUUCUUGCCUUGAAAGACCACAUCGUUAAUGACCCUCAAAACCUGCUGACCACCAACUGGACUGCUACUACCUCUGUUUGCGACUGGGUUGGUGUCACUUGUGGAACUCGCCACCGUAGGGUCAGAGCCUUGAAACUCUCUCACAUGGGUCUUACAGGUACCAUCCCUCCACACUUGGGAAACUUGUCCUUUCUAGUUUUUGCCACCUUCUAUAAUAAUAGUUUCCGUGGCUCUCUCCCGGACGAGUUGGCUAAGCUACGUAGGCUAAAAUACCUAAGCUUACAAAAGAACUACUUCGGCGGGAAGAUCCCAUCAUGGUUUGGGUCCUUUACUAGGCUCCACACGUUGUCUCUAGCUAAUAACAGUUUCACUGGUGCGAUUCCACCGUCAUUAUUCCACCUCUCAGAGCUAGAUGGCUUGGACUUGUCCAACAAUGAUCUUCAAGGGCACAUUCCAGGAGAGAUUGGCAAGCUUCCCAAGUUGAGGAUACUGUAUUUGAGUCAUGCUGGCCUUUCAGGUUCCAUCCCCUCUGCAAUCUUCAACAUUUCUUCAUUGCAGGACAUUGAUCUUACUGGAAACAUGCUCUCAGGUUCCAUGCCCUCAGCUAAUGUCACCAUGUCCUCACUUCGGAUUCUUGACUUUGGUUUCAAUAAUCUAACUGGUAGCUUGCCAUCAAAUUUGUUCAACAAUCUUCCCAAUCUGGAAGGAUUGUACUUGAGUUGGAACCUAUUUCAUGGCCAAAUUCCUGCAGCUUUAUUUGGAUGCAAACAACUGAAAAAUCUCUCUUUGUCUUAUAACAAUUUUGAAGGAAAGAUACACAAAGAUAUCAGAAAUUUGACAGUGCUUGAACAGCUAUAUCUUGGCUACAACAAAUUUAAUGGAACAAUUCCACCGGAGAUUGGUAACCUAGUGAAUCUAGAGAUAAUCACUUUGUCAAUGAACAGGAUUGGUGGCCCAAUUCCCGUCAGAAUCUUUAACAUCUCAACAUUGAGAUCUAUCGAAAUGACGGGAAAUUAUCUCUCAGGCCAUCUUCCAUCAAGCAUAGGUCUCCAGCUUCCAAAUCUUGAGCGACUUAUCGUAGGAGGAAACGAACUCAGUGGUCCAUUCCCUGUCUCUCUCUCCAACGCUUCUGAACUCCUUACACUGGAAUUGAGUUCAAACUUUUUCUUUGGUCCUAUUCCUGAUGCAUUUGGCGAUGAUUUAAGGAACCUAAGAUAUCUCAAUCUGGGGAAUAAUAAUUUUACCAGCAACUCUCUAUCUUCAGAGUUGAAUUUCUUAACGUCUUUGACAAAUUCCAAGAAUUUGAGACUAGUAUUACUGAGCCUUAAUCCAUUGAAGGGGACUCUCCCGAUUUCAGUAGGAAACCUCUCUUCUUCCCUCGAAAACUUUGUUGCUGAUAGUUGCCAGAUUGAAGGCAGUAUACCCGAAGGAAUUGGCAACUUGAGUAACUUGGUACGUUUGAGUCUAAAAGACAAUGAUCUGAAGGGAACCAUUCCAACUACAAUUGGAAGAUUAAGGAAGCUCCAAUCUUUAUCAAUUUCAGGAAAUAAUUUAGAAGGGUCCACCCCAUCUGAUUUGUGUGAUAUAGAGAGUUUGUCUUUCUUAUAUCUUGGGGAGAAUAAGCUAGUUGGAUCAGUGCCUUCAUGUUUAGGCAAUGUCAGUUCUCUAAGAGAGUUAUCAAUGGGCGCCAACAAUCUUACAUCCACAAUACCUUCGACCUUAUGGAGACUAAAAGAUAUCCAGCUACUACAGUUAUCAUCAAAUUCUUUAAGUGGCUCUCUCCCACUAGAUAUCAGCAAUCUGAAGGUUGUAAGGCAUUUAGAUAUAUCAGGAAAUCAAUUAUCAGGUGAAAUCCCAUCUAGCAUCGGGGACCUCAAUGAUCUAGCUUAUCUCUCUUUGUCCAAUAAUAGAUUGCAGGGGCCUAUUUCUCGAUCAUUUGGUGACAUGGUAAGCUUGGAAUUCUUAGAUUUAUCAAGAAAUAAUCUCUCAGGAGAAAUUCCCAAGGACAUGGAGAAACUUACAUAUCUUAAAUAUUUCAAUGUGUCUUUCAAUGGACUUCAAGGGGAAAUACCUGGUGGAGGACCAUUUAAAAAGUUCUCAGCUCGAUCAUUUUUGGGGAAUGAAGCAUUGUGUGGUUCCCCUCAGAUGCAAGUCGAACCAUGUAAGACUAGAGGUCGUCAUCAAUCGAAGAAAGCAACUGCAAAUGUAUUUAAGUACAUUUUACCAGCGAUUGGAGCUGUAGGAAUGGCUAUGGCCUUUACUGUCCUCUACGUAAAGCGUGGCAGUAGGAAUGAGAAGAAAAAACAAGGAGAUUUUCCAGAUUUAGCAACAUGGAGAAGAGUUUCAUUUCAAGAGCUUGAGAGAGCAACCGAUGGAUUUGACGAGGUCAACUUGCUAGGUACGGGGAGCUUUGGCUCAGUUUACAAGGGGUUGUUCUCAGAUGGAGCGAACGUUGCUGUAAAGGUUUUUCAUUCGCAGCUAGAGGGAGCAUUCAAGAGUUUUGAUGUUGAGUGUGAGGUGUUGCGCAGCAUCCGCCAUCGAAAUCUUGUGAAAAUCAUCACAAGUUGCUGCAACAUUGACUUCAAAGCCUUGGUGCUUGAGUUCAUGCCUAAUUGGAGCCUUGAAAAGUGGUUGUAUUCCCACAACUAUUUCUUGGAUCUCCUACAGAGGUUGAACAUUAUGAUUGAUGUUGCUUCGGCACUUGAAUACCUUCAUCAUGGCAAUGCAACGCUCGUGGUCCACUGUGAUUUAAAGCCUAGCAAUAUCCUGCUUGAUGAGAUUAUGGUCGCUCAUGUGAGUGAUUUUGGCAUUGCUAAACUCCUCGGCGAAGGGCACUCCAUCACACAAACAAUGACACUAGCUACUGUUGGUUACAUGGCACCAGAGUAUGGAUCCGAAGGGAUUGUUUCUGUCAAGGGUGAUGUGUAUAGCUACGGUAUUCUGCUGAUGGAAACUUUUACUAGAAGAAAGCCCACCGAUGAAAUGUUUACUGGGGAAACGAACUUGAAACUUUGGGUCAAAGAUUCAUUACCUGGUGCAGUAACUCAAAUUGCAGAUGCUAACUUGAAAGAUCAUGGAAAAUAUCCUGCUGCUAAAAAAGAUUGUCUGUCAUCCAUUCUAGAAUUGGCCCUGCAAUGUUCUGCAGAACAGCCUGAGCAGAGGAUAGAUAUCGAAGAUGCUCUCACUACUCUCAAAAAGAUCAAAGCAAAGUUUCUAAAGGAUUCGCGAAGGAUUGAAACUUCAUAUAUUUAGUUAAAAAUUUUGUCCCUGUCUGUCUCUUUUCAGAAGUCUGCACCAAGUGUCCUGUAAAUCUCCAUUCUUGUAGUAAAUCUUAAUAGCAGAACCUUGGUAAUGUGAUCACCAAACAACUGUAAUGAAUAAGAAACUUCAUCA